UAUAUAUAGACAGCUCCGAAUCAAACACAAAAUAGACUAAUUUAUUACAAAACUAUUAACUAUGACUACGCUGCGACCAUUUACCUGUGAUGAUCUAUUCAAAUACAAUAAUGUGAAUUUCGAUCCGCUGACAGAAACAUACGGUCUCUCAUUUUAUACACAAUAUUUGGCUAAAUGGCCGGAAUACUUUCAGCUAGCUGAAUCGCCCAGUGGGCACAUAAUGGGUUAUAUUAUGGGCAAGGUUGAGGGACAUAUGGACAAUUGGCAUGGACAUGUAACGGCCCUAACCGUUUCGCCCGAUUACCGGCGAUUGGGUCUGGCAGGGCUGCUAAUGAAUUUUCUAGAGGAUAUAUCAGAGAAAAAACGCGCCUACUUCGUGGAUCUUUUUGUGCGUAAAAGCAAUAAAGUGGCCAUAAAUAUGUAUACAAAUUUAGGCUAUAUUAUAUACCGUACGAUACUAGAGUAUUACUCGGGUGAUCAGGAUGAGGAUGCGUAUGAUAUGCGAAAGGCACUGUCGCGAGAUGUGAAUAAGAAAUCGGUUAUACCUUAUACGCAACCUGUACGAUUGGAAGAUAUAGAUAUGAAUUGAUAUCCACCCACUGCCCGCAUUCGCAUUUAUGUUUAACUCUUAUACUGAUUCAUCGAUCAAUUGCAUUUCGCCUAAAAAUUUCUAGUUCAACAAUGACAACAAAUAGAAAAGCAAACAAAUUGUAUCUAAUCUGAAGUUAUAAGUCCCCACAAAACAAUUUGCUAACUAUCCAAAAUGAAAAACAAAAACAAAAAGCAAACCUCAAAAUUGAAACUCCCCAAAAAUUCCCAGUUGGAUUACAACACAUUUUGCAAUCCAUAAUUGUGUCAAUAAUAUUCCUUAAACGCAUAUAUAUACAUAAUUCUACAUGAUUUUGUUAUCAGUAAAUAAGACUUCUUAAUGCCGAUUACAUAACUAUUACAAAACGAAUGUUCU
Drosophila arizonae is the source of this 964-nucleotide messenger RNA. RefSeq names its product N-alpha-acetyltransferase 20 A (gene Naa20A). Gene Ontology annotation, cellular component: NatB complex. Gene Ontology annotation, molecular function: protein-N-terminal amino-acid acetyltransferase activity. NCBI's taxonomy places the organism in Eukaryota, Metazoa, Arthropoda, Insecta, Diptera, Drosophilidae. The record is from RefSeq and is a predicted model, not a curated record. Gene Ontology annotation, biological process: N-terminal peptidyl-methionine acetylation.